AUGGCGCCUUCCGAAGCCAUGCGGCCUCCAUCCAACGGUAACACAUACAGAAUCAACCCGAACGGCAACCGCUCUCGUGUUACAUUUGCACUUCCACCGCUCAUCAGUCGACCGCCUCUUUUCUGCUGUCCUGUAGCAGAGAGCAAUUCAGCUCACCUGCCUCGAAGUUUCGUCAACCCCGGUCGUCAUUUGAUGAACCUUCAGCUUCGAACGUUCCUCGAGUGUGCGGACGAUGCAGAAUACGCUUUUGCGAAAUGUGACGUAUCCCACAUCAUCGAGGUGACAACGAGGGCUCUGCACAACAACCCCCUUCCAACUCGUGGUCGCCCCACGGGACAACAGUGGAAUGUUCGGAGCGGACCGCCUAUUACUUCUCUGACAUCCUACACUGCUCCCCUGGAAGACACGGACGAAAGCAGAAUGGCGAUUGAUGUGGAAGAGCUGAGUGGUGCCGAAAUCCCAUACAGUACAUACCAGAGCAUGUCGACCAGAUACUUCAUCAGCCAAAAUAGCGACAAGACGUGGCAAAUUCCGCCCCAUUCUCGAAGUUAUCGAGAGACCCACCCCGAGCCGAACACAAACAAGGCGGGCGUUGAAAGAUAUAUGGAGAUACCACCUUUCAAGACAAUGCCGUACACUUCAGAAGGGAUCUCGGGAGGAGCAGGCGCUCGACCAUGGAUGCCGGCGUGCUCGGUGUUGAUGUGGUGUACCAAACACAACAAAUUCUACGAAGUCCACGUGUUGUCUUGA
Molecule: messenger RNA, 750 nt
Organism: Fonsecaea erecta
Lineage: Eukaryota; Fungi; Ascomycota; Eurotiomycetes; Chaetothyriales; Herpotrichiellaceae
Exons: 1
Coding region: 1-750 (249 amino acids)
Source: RefSeq, a predicted model, not a curated record